AUUGUCAUUCAUGGAUGUGUUUGUGGACUUUACCUGGGAGGAGUGGCAGCUGCUGGACCCAGCUCAGAAACACCUGUACAGGAGUGUGAUGUUGGAGAACUAUAGCAACCUGGUGUCCCUGGGGUAUCAACACACCAAACCGAAUAUCAUUUUCCAGUUGGAACAAGAAGAGCUGUGGAUGAUGCAAAUUCCAAGUGAGGACUCUGAUGAAGUCUGGGAAAUUGAUGGUUGUAUGGAAUGGCAUCAGGAAAAUCAAUGCAAGCUGAGAAGUAUGUCAAAAUGCUAUCAGUGUACUGCAUUUGGAAAACUAUGUCUUCUUCGUACAGAUUAUGUUUCAAGACAAAAACUUCAUAAAUGUGUCACAAAUGGAAAGAGUUUGAAAUAUAAUAUAGAUUUUAGUAAUAAUAAUGUUGGAAAGAAUCCUAAUGGGUUUCAUGCACAUAGGGAAUCAUCCUUCCAUUCUAAACAUGAGCAAGCUCUUACUGGAAUAAAAUAGUGUGAAAGUAAUGAAUCUGGAAAAACUGGCAACAGAAAGUCACAGCUCAUAUGCCAACAAAUACGUAUGGGAGGAAAACCCUUUGAAUGCAGUUACUGUGGGAAGGCCUUCAGCAGCAAGUCAUACCCUGUGGUGCAUCAGCAAACUCAUUCAGAAGAAAAACGCUACAAAGGUAGUAGAUGUGGAAAAGACUUCAGCAGCAAGUCCUACCUCAUUGUUCAUCAAAGAGCUCACACAGGAGAGAAACUACAUGAAUGCAGUGUUUGCCAGAAAACUUUCAGUUUCAAUUCACAACUUGUUACACAUUAGAGAAUUCACAUGUGGGAGAAUACCUGUGAAUGCUGUUACUGUGGGAAAGUCUUCAGUAGGAAAGACCAGCUUGUUUCACACCAGAGAACUCAUUCAGGUCAGAAACCCUAUUGGUGUCAUGAACGUGGGAAAGCUUUUGGUUUGAAAUCACCACAACUCAUUAUACAUCAAAGAAUUCAUACAGGAGAGACCUAUGAAUGCAGUGAUUGUCAAAAAGCCUUUAAUACAAACUCAAACCUCAUGGUACAUCAGAGAACCUAUAUGGGAGAGAAACCUUAUGGUUAUAGUGAAUGUGGGAAAGCCUUUACUUUCAAGUCACAGCUCAUUGUACAUCAGGGAGCACACACUGGGGUAAAACCCUAUGGCUGUAAUCAGUGUGUAAAAGCGUUCAAUUUGAAGUCACAGCUCAUUGUACAUCAGAUAAGUCACAUAGGAGGGAAACCCUAUGGAUGCAAUGAAUGUGGGAAAGCUUUUAGGAUAAAGUCCUACCUCAUUAUACAUCAGAGGACUCACACAGGAGAGAAACUCCAUGAAUGCAGUGAAUGUCGGAGAGCCUUCAGUUUUAAUUCACAACUUGUUAUACAUCAGAGAGUUCACACAGGGGAGAAUCCGUAUGAAUGCAGUGAAUGUGGAAAAGCCUUCAGUCGGAAAUACCAGCUCAUUUCACCGCAGAGAACUCACGUAGGGGAGAAGCCCUAUGAAUACAGUGACUGUGGGAAAACUUUUGGUUUGAAGUCACAGUUCGUGAUACAUCAGAAAACUCAUACAGGAGAGAAACACUUUGAAUGUAGUGAAUGUUGGAAAGCGUUUAAUACAAAGUCAAGCCUUAUUGUACAUCAGAGAACCCACAUAGGAGAGAAACUCUGUGGUUGUAGUUAAUGUGGGAAGGCCUUCAGUCGGAAAUAUCAUCUCAUCUCACACCAGAGAACUCAUGCAGGGGAGAAGCCCUAUGAAUGCAAUGACUGUGGGAAAACUUUUGGUUGGAAGUCACAGCUCCUGAUACAUCAGAGGACUCAUACAGGAGAGAAACCCUUUGAAUGUAUUGAAUGUCAGAAAGCGUUUAAUACAAAGUCAAAUCUUAUUGUACAUCAGAGAACCCACACAGGAGAGAAUCCCUAUGAAUGCAGUGAAUGUGAGAAAGCCUUUAACAGAAAAGAUCAGCUCAUCUCAUAUCAGCGAACUCAUGUUGGGGAAAAGCCUUAUAGGUGCAGUGAGCGUAGGAAAGUCUUUAGUAGCAAGUCAUACCUCAUUAUACACAUGAGAACUCAUUCAGGAGACAAACCAUACGAAUGUCACAAAUGCGCGAAAGCCUUCAUUUGGAAGUCACUUCUCAUUGUACAUGAGUGAACUCACGCAGGGGAAAACCCUUAUAAAUGCAGUCGAUGUCAGAAAUCCUUCAGUGAAAAAUUACGGCUCAUUAUACACAGAAUGAACACAAGAGAGAAGCCCUCUCAAUGCAAUGAGUAUGAAAAAUCCUUCAUUAGGAAAUCUCAGCUCAUUGUACAUCAGAGAACUGUAGGGGAGAAACCUUAUGGGUGCAGUGAAUGUGGAAAAACCUCUCAGAAAUCAAUUCUCAGUGCACAUCAGAGAACUCAUACAGGAGAAAAACCCUGUAAGUGCAGCGAAUGUGGGAAAGCCUUUUGUUGCAAGUCACAGCUCAUUAUGCAUCAGAGAACUCAUACAGAUGAGAAACAUAUUGGUGAAGUAAAUCCCCCCGAAUGCCACGGACCCCCGAGAACCUCUCGGCUCCCCAAGAACCACCGGAAUGCCCCGAACCCAGGUGGGCGGAACCGCAGGCCCCGGGACUUAGGGGGCGCAGGGCACGGGCGGGGGUCAUCGGGCGGGGCCCUUGCAGGGAUUGGCGGAGGCCUGGAUACUCUGUAUCAACCGCGCCUUCCCGCCGCCUCCCCGGACGUGCGGGCGGAGCACGUGCGCGCCGAGCGCGGAAGCGGCCCCGGGCGCCUGGCUGGGGUGUGUUGGUGGCGUGCGGAUGAAGCUCGGCCCUUGGCCUCCUUCCCGCCCUUCCUGGAGCAGCGUGGGGCGGGACUGUCGGCGCUGGGGGGGCAUCCGGGUCCCUCGAAGGGUGCGGGGUCGCGGGCCUCCUGCCAGUGGCGACGGGAAGAAACGUGGGGCCCCGAGGCAGGAGCCCGUGACGAGGCGCUGAAGCCCGGAAGCGGCGGCGAGAGCGCGUCCCCUGGCGGGCGCCCUGGUAGCCCUGCCGGGAGGAAAGAGCUAGAAGCAGGCCAGACCCUCCGCCGGGAGCGCGGCAGUUCUACGCAGGUUGUCUCAACCCUUGCGGACGGCGGUUUGGCAGCAUCGACUGAAAACGCGCCCUUACCCUCGCCUCCAGGAUCCUGUUCCACAGAAGUGAGGUAG
This is a messenger RNA of Aethalodelphis obliquidens (Pacific white-sided dolphin), 3181 nucleotides long. Its product is annotated as zinc finger protein 268-like. Gene Ontology annotation, cellular component: nucleus. Gene Ontology annotation, molecular function: RNA polymerase II transcription regulatory region sequence-specific DNA binding; DNA-binding transcription factor activity, RNA polymerase II-specific. The record is from RefSeq and is a predicted model, not a curated record. Gene Ontology annotation, biological process: regulation of transcription by RNA polymerase II. Lineage: Eukaryota; Metazoa; Chordata; Mammalia; Artiodactyla; Delphinidae.